This is a messenger RNA of Syngnathus typhle (broad-nosed pipefish), 3974 nucleotides long. RefSeq names its product suppression of tumorigenicity 7 like (gene st7l). Lineage: Eukaryota; Metazoa; Chordata; Actinopteri; Syngnathiformes; Syngnathidae. Gene Ontology annotation, molecular function: protein binding. Bases 37 to 1659 code for a protein of 540 amino acids. The record is from RefSeq and is a predicted model, not a curated record. The transcript has 15 exons.
GUGUGUUUACAGACAUCCGGGGAGGGGGAAGAAAACAUGGAGGACUCCACUGGCAGUAAUCCCCAAUCUCCCGGUUUCAUAGACAAAUUAAAGUCGUGGCUCUCGUGGUCGUGGACGUACGUGUGCUUCGUGUGGUUCGGCAUGGUGGUCAUCAUGAUCUACGUGCUGUGGAGCCCGCUCAAACUGCAGGAGAGCCUCACUUCGGCAUCGGUGUUUCUGAAUACACUGACCCCCAAGUUUUACGUGGCUCUCACCGGGACCUCUUCACUCAUCUCUGGACUCAUCCUCAUAUUUGAGUGGUGGUACUUUCGGAAGUACGGCACUUCCUUCAUCGAGCAGGUCUCCGUGAGCCACCUGCGACCCCUCCUCGGCGGAGUGGAAAGCAGCUCCACCACCGGCCUCUUCUCGUCUGUCAAUGGGGAGGCUGAGCCUAGACCUAGCGUGUCAGAGUGCAAAGUCUGGAGGAAUCCUUUGAAUCUGUUCAGAGGAGCCGAAUACAACAGGUACACGUGGGUGACGGGAAAAGAACCACUGACGUACUAUGACAUGAAUCUGUCGGCUCAAGACCAUCAGACCUUUUUCACAGGAGACACGCAGCAGUUCAGGCCUGAGGAUUCGGUCAUGCAGAAGGCCUGGAGGGAAAGAAAUCCUCAAGCCAGGAUUAGAGCAGCUUACCAGGCCAUAGAGAUGAACCAUGAAUGUGCCGCAGCCUACGUGCUUCUCGCAGAGGAAGAAGCCACAACAAUCACAGAAGCUGAGCGCCUCUUUAAAAAAGCUUUGAGUAUCGCAGGCAAAGACAUCAACCUGCUGGUUUACAUUAAACGCAGACUGGCCAUGUGUGCUCGCAAGCUUGGGCGAAUUAAAGAAGCUGUGAAAAUGAUGAGAGACUUAAUGAAGGAGUUCCCAUUAUUAGGGAUGUUAAAUAUACACGAAAACCUCCUGGAGGCGCUCCUUGAGCUUCAGGCGUACGCCGACGUGCAGGCCGUCCUCGCCAAAUACGAUGACAUAAGCCUCCCGAAAUCGGCCACUAUAUGCUACACAUCUGCCCUGCUAAAAGCGCGGGCCGUGUCAGAUAAGUUCUCCCCAGAGGCAGCAUCGCGGCGGGGGCUGAGCACCGCUGAGAUGAACGCCGUGGAGGCCAUUCACAGAGCCGUGGAGUUCAAUCCCCACGUGCCCAAGUACUUAUUAGAAAUGAAGAGCCUGAUCCUGCCACCAGAGCACAUCCUGAAGAGGGGUGACAGCGAGGCAGUGGCGUACGCCUUCUUCCACCUGCGGCACUGGAAGAGGGCCGAAGGCGCCUUAAAUCUUCUUCACUGCACAUGGGAGGGCACCUUCCGGAUAAUUCCCUACCCACUGGAGAAGGGUCACCUGUUUUACCCCUACCCAGGAUGCACAGAAACAGCAGAUCGGGAGCUGCUACCAUCAUUCCACGAGGUGUCGGUUUACCCAAAGAAAGAGCUUCCUUUCUUCAUCCUCUUCACCGCGGGCCUUUGCUCCUUCACCGCCAUCCUGGCCAUGCUCACACAUCAGUUUCCCGAGCUCAUGGGCGUCUUCGCCAAAGCAUUUUUCAGCACACUCUUCGCGCCACUGGGAUUCUUCGCAGACAAGAUGGAAAGCUUCAUGCCGUCCAGUUUCUGGCACCAACUGACUCGGAUCUGACCCCAACAUGCAUACACACACUGGGGGAAAACAAAAUUGCUCUCCUGCCCUCAGCAUUACUGUCUACUUGUCGCUUUGUUACUGAUUAUAUUGGCCCGGGUCGUAUCAACAAAGCAGUCAGUACCACUCUUAAGACACUCGCUCUUCCAGCUGCCUGCAGCAUGUCCAAGAAUUCGGCAUUUACAUUUAUUUGUCACGAGGGGGAAUUUGAAAUGGUUUGCACCACUUUUUAACCGGUGGUACAAUAACAAGUUGCUUGACACUUUAUGUGUAUCCAUUAUCCGUUUUGGCACAGCACUCAUUGAUGUCAUCCUCAAUAGCGGUAAAAUAGCAGAAUAUUAAUGAUGAUAUCACAUUACAGGCAACAUAAAUUUAAGUAUCUGUUUGGAAUUUUAGCUCUGAAGCCGAAGGGGUCCAAACUUGAUUUCCGAAAGUCGAUGUCAACUCAGACUUUGUCAAUGAUUUGUGGUUCUCAGACCAGGCUCACUUUCUCCUCUCUGGUCAGUGACGAUUUCACACGCCACUUUCAAGAGUGUCUCAGGCACCAAGGAAUGUUGAAGCACAUUUUCAAUAGGUGAUAAAAUUAGGGGUGUAACGAUACAUCGAUACACAUCGAUUAAUCGAUAUAAUGCUCUACGAUUUAUUGGCAUCGAUGCUAAAGGUAAACAUCGAUUUAUAUCGCCGUGUUUGACCUCGGACAUUAGACGCGACUUUAUUUUGAAAUCCAGUUCAUUGUUGCUUACUUCCUCUUUCUGGGAGCAGGGAGCAGUGCGCGGCGUUGCUGCACGUGAAAGGGGAGUCGACAACUAGUACGCGGCUCCUGGGCUGGUGCUAUGGCUAGUGUCCAAAAAGACGAGGAAAUUUGCGCCCCUUUAGGCUUCAAGUCAUUCGUUUGGAAGCACUUUGGAUUCCAAAGAAAAGAUGGCUCAACGGACAAGACACGUGCAGUUUGUAAAUCCUGCCAUGCGGUGAUCAAAUAUUCAGGGAGCACAAAUCUCGCCGCACAUUUAAAGAAAAAACACGACAUCAAAGUUCAGUGUUAAAGUAAGCAAUUUGUAUACUACAAUACUCUUGUAAUUUCCUAAAUAAAGAGUUUGCAGUGCCUUGUUGAUUUCGCGUAUGAAUUGUUAUAAAUCAGGAUAUCGUAGUUCUUUAUAUCGAUAUUAUAUCGUAUCGUGACAAAACCCGCGAUUUACACCCCUAGAUAAAAUCUAGACCGCAGAGACCAAAGCCCUACAAUUUUCAGGAUAUAAUGAAAUCAAAUUAAUUUGUGUAACAAACCAAUUAGCAGGUUCUAGUAAACACAAGGCAUCCACAGCCACGGGGUAAUAUUAUAUAAUUUCAUAACUCGCUACAAUCACAAGUGAUAAAAGUGCCUUUUUUUAGUCUCGUUCUAAAAAACAAAAUCUUAACCAGGCAUUGACUCAUCACCGACAGACAUUGUUUUAAUUCUAUUUAAUGACACAAUUUAGGGCUACGUGUUGAAGCUGUAAAAGUUAGGGGUGUAAAUCGCGGGUUUUGUCACGAUACGAUAUAAUAUCGAUAUAAAGAACUACGAUGCGUUAUUUGCCGAUAUCUUAAAGCCUGCUGCGAUUCAUUCACGAUAUAUCGCGAUAUAGUGCUCUACGAUCGAUAUUUUUUUUUUUUAGUAAAAAAUAUAUAACAAUAUCCUGAUUUAUAACAAUUCAUACGCGAAAUCAACAAGGCACUGCAAACUCUUUAUUUAGGAAAUUACAAGAGUAUUGUAGUAUACAAAUUGCUUACUUUAACACUGAACGUUGAUGUCGUGUUUUUUCUUUAAAUGUGCGGCGAGAUUUGUGCUCCCUGAAUAUUUGAUCACCGCAUGGCAGGAUUUACAAACUGCACGUGUCUUGUCCGUUGAGCCAUCUUUUCUUUGGAAUCCAAAGUGCUUCCAAACGAAUGACUUGAAGCCUAAAGGGGAGCAAAUUUCCUCGUCUUUUUGGACACUAGCCAUAGCACCAGCCCAGGAGCCGCGGACUAGUUGUCCCCUCCCCUUUCACGCGCGUGCUCUGCUCACAACACAACAACGCCGGAAAGAGGAAGCAAGCAACAAUGAACUGGAUUUCAAAAUAAAGUCGCGUCUAAUGUCCGAGGUCAAACACGGCGAUAUAAAUCGAUGUUUACCUUUUGCAUCGAUACCAAUAAAUCGUAGAGCAUUAUAUCGAUUAAUCGAUGUGUAUCGAUGUAUCGUUACACCCCUAGUAAAAGUACAUGCUGAAGACAGGAGACUCUCCCCAUGUUUGAAAAGCGCUUGAGACAAAACUCACAAUAAAAUGACUCCUGUGAAAGUCGAA